Protopolystoma xenopodis is the source of this 432-nucleotide messenger RNA. The record is from the annotation of a GenBank genome assembly. NCBI's taxonomy places the organism in Eukaryota, Metazoa, Platyhelminthes, Monogenea, Polystomatidea, Polystomatidae.
AUGUCCUUAAUAAGCAGCCGAGUUGUACCCAGCGACCGUCUCAUCUCCCGGUUACAGGCUACUAACCGUUCUCCUCAUUCUCUUAGACAUCCUUUAUCAAACCAUUACUCUAAACUUCCUCACAACCGUCCUCUUCACCAUCUCAGUCAACUAGAUCAAUGUAACCAUCAUCCUUCAUGUAGUCUCAAAAGCUUGCGGCAUAACUCCGUUCCCACCGCCACUACCUCAGCUUUCAAGCCAAUUCUUUCCUCAUUUAACUCAGCUACUCUUACUUUUGAGUCUCUAAGCAGCACCUCGUCGUUGCAGACUCCCUACCGACGAGUUCAUGCGACUCGCAAAGCCUGGCCCAAAGAGACACUCGGAAAUUUGGCCUUGCUGUCCGACAAACCCAAACAGUCAGAAGAGCACCAAAAUUGUCUUGACCUUAGGUGA